AUGUCUAAACCCUUCACUUCCAAGGCAAAGGCCCACUUUGAGUCCUACUCUGUGGUUAAACGCUUGCAAAGCUACAUCUUGAGCUUUUCACUUUUCAGUGCCAUCUCCACGUACGUUGUGGCUUUAUCCAACUACUUCAAUGACCAGGUUCUUUCCCGUUUCCCAUUUGUCGUGAAGCAAUUGAGCACUCUUGACGAGUACUUUGAUGGCUUGCUCUUGGGCAACUUCGAUAAGGGUUUGGCUUUGGUCACCCAGAAGGCCAAGCAGGGCGAAGACCUUGCUCUUUCUUACAAGAAGAAGGGCCAGGACACUCUCAAUGCUUACAAGAAGAAAGGUGAGGAUGCCGUGGGUGUCUACUUGAAGCCUGUCAAUGACUACGCCUCCAGCACAGUUGAUAAGGUUUUGCCAAAGGUGCAAAACGCAGCUAAGAAGAAGGUCGAGAAGAAGGAGAAGCAGGCCGAAAACGAAAUCUCCAAGUCCAUUGAGAUUGUCAAUGACACUUACUCGCGCUCCAAGGACUUGGUCACCACCAAGUCUCAGGAUAUCUCCAACACUGUCCUUAACACAUACAACAAGGAGUUUGACUCCUCCAAGGAGAAGAACUACUACGUCAAGGUGGCCUCUGCAUCUGUCAACACUGGUGUCAAGUUGUUGAAGAGCGUCAAUUCUGACUACAUCCAGCCAUUGAAGAGUACCACACAGAGUUACGUCACUGACGUUGCCCAGCAGACCCAGCGCAAGGCUGAUGAUGUGGUGAGCAACGGCGUUGCUGAGGUUAAGAAGACUAUCAACGGUGCCGCUGAGCAGACCAACAUUGCUGUGCCCACCUCUGCCUAA
Molecule: messenger RNA, 837 nt
Organism: Candidozyma haemuli
Lineage: Eukaryota; Fungi; Ascomycota; Pichiomycetes; Serinales; Metschnikowiaceae
Exons: 2
Coding region: 1-837 (278 amino acids)
Source: RefSeq, a predicted model, not a curated record